This is a messenger RNA of Sitophilus oryzae (rice weevil), 4362 nucleotides long. Its product is annotated as leucine-rich repeats and immunoglobulin-like domains protein 1. The transcript has 4 exons. The coding region runs from base 21 to 2180 and encodes 719 amino acids. Gene Ontology annotation, molecular function: protein binding. Lineage: Eukaryota; Metazoa; Arthropoda; Insecta; Coleoptera; Curculionidae. The record is from RefSeq and is a predicted model, not a curated record.
AUUUAUACCUAGAUAGAUAAAUGUGGUGGCUGGCAUUAUCCCUAGUGUGGUGGUGCGGUGCGUCAGCUAUUCCCUCCCCUGGACAUACUCCCCCCGGCCCCAACGAGGAAUGGCGCUGCCCCGAGAUAUCUCGACAGCCCGUCGUGGAAUGCAGUUGCGAUAUGCCGCAUACCUUGAGGUGCACCGGAGAUAAGACAGCGAUGACAAUUAUUGGUCAAAUGCUACGCUCUAACCCCAACGCAUCCAUCUCUCUUCUGGAUUGCACCGUGCAGAAUGUUUCGGUUAUCUACGGUCCCCUUCUUCAGGGCAUCUCUCUCCACGGCUUGGUGAUCUCUUCCGGGGAAAUAGGUGAUGUAGACGCCUCGGCUUUCAAGGGGUUAGCGUCUCCACUCCAGGCACUGGGUCUGCCCAACAACCAGCUAUAUACUGUACCUAUUAAGGCGCUUGAAUCGCUGCCGGAAUUAGACAGGUUGGAUUUGUCCGGGAACAAGUUGAAAAUGUUGGAUGGGCAAUCAUUUAAAGGUUUGCGCAAUUUAUCUUUCAUCGACGUCAGCAACAACUUGAUUACGAAAAUAUCACCGAACGCUUUCGACAGUUUACCCCAACUGAAGAUCCUUCGGCUCAGAGGAAACAAGAUUACCUUGGCCGGUAUAACAAAACUAAAUUCUCAAUCAACUAUUGAAGAUUUGGAUUUGUCCGAGAACACGUUAGUUGGACCUUUAGGUCCAAAAACAUUCCCCAAAAUGGAAUCUCUGAAAGAUUUACAGUUAUCACACAAUUCACUUAGUAGCAUCAAAAUGGGAGCACUUCAAGGACUCACUAACUUAACCUCAUUAAGAUUACAACACAACCUAAUUGAUGUAAUUGAAGAUCACGCUUUUAUUCAUUUAACCGCAUUGGUGAACUUGGACUUAGCGCAUAACAGAAUUGUUGCUGUGUCUGGAGCAUCUCUGGCACAUCUUAAUCAGUUAACUGAUUUGGAUUUAAGGCACAAUUUUCUUAGAGCUUUGACAGCAGAUUUAAUUCAACCGUUGAAGUCUUUAAAGGUUCUGAAGUUGGAUGAGAAUGAUAUUUCGAUCGUGGCUAGUGAUGCCUUGAAACCAAAUUCAAUUUUUAAACAUCUGACUUUGUUGGAAAAUCCUCUUAACUGUGACUGUAGUCUUAUAGAAUUUAGUAACUGGUUAAUAAACACUACUUUACCAACAGAAGACAAAGCUACUGCAAUAUGCACCACACCCCCAUCUUUAGAGAAUGGACUCUUAAUAGAAGUACCACCAGAUGCUUUAUUGUGCGGCGAAGAUGAGCAAGAAACGAUUAUGGCACCUUUAUCCACACCUUACCGAGCCAAAGUUAGUUUACAGAACCUAAAUUACAACGGAAAAGAGAUAAAUCUUGUUUGGAACGUUGAAGAUGAAGCAACACCUUACUCUUGUGACGCUAUCUUCAUUUACGAAGAAGAAGGUCCUAACGAAAUACUCCUAGAAUCGUACCCUAUCAAAUGUAAUUCUUCCGACAUGACAGAUGCAAAAUCCCUUCAGGUAUCAGUACCGACGACUUUGCAACAAGAACAUAGAUAUCGCUACUGUGUAGCGUUGUUUGGCUCAGAAAAAUCCGACGAUGUAUCUUUAAUUCUCGGCUGUUCUGACAUGAUCCCUUUAAUCCAAAAUCCCGUAAUACACCAGGAUAGUUUUGUGUCCCCCAUGCCAAAAAUCUUAUCUUUACAAGCCAACCUGUCAAAUUACGGAAGUCUUUCAAUAGACGUCAUGAUCUAUCCACACAGCUCGAGGUGUGUACUGAACAUAGCCCUCUUAGAUCAAAAUACUUUGUUGUCUCAAAGAAAAGUUGAGUGUGUUAAUCCAAAGUAUACUUUUGAUGAGUUAAAUGCCGGACCUUACAGAGUCUGCGUUAAUAUCAUUCCAGGUGAUGCGUAUGUAGAUAUUACCAAGCCCAGAUGCGUCACGGUAUAUAAGAGAGAGUUUCAUAGAUUCACGGGUUUGGAUAUAGCUUUCGUGACGAUAUUUCUGAUCUUGUGCCUCAUGGUGAUAGCUUUAAUUUGGGGCGUAAGGAAAAUAUUGCUGAAGCCAAAACUGCAGACGCAUCAGUGUUUUUUACCACCGGAAUGUGACGAUAACGUGCAACAUAAUCGAUAUGUAAAAUUACAAGCGACGACAAAAUUGUAGAAUUGAGAUUAUUCGCUUGUGCGACGAAAUUCUUUACUGAAAGUGCCAUAGAAACUGCUUAAGGAGUACCUUGAAUCCAAAUCCGUACGAAAAAAAUGACUAUAGAGAAUAUUAAAGGAAGUUAUUUUUCUGCAAUGCUACAAAGAUCUUCAUUCAUGAACAGGAAAAUCUUUGCUUGAGAUGUUGGUAAAGUUUGUAUUUUGAAGAGGCAUGAAAGUAACUUGCUUUUAAAAGUGAUCAAUGUUCAAUAUUAAUUUUGUCUCAUCCGGUUGUACUUUUUACUCGUAGUCGUAAAACUCGACAGGCUGGUUAUGAAAGGGCUGUGAUAUAACCAGUUACAUUCAUUUGUUUUAUUUUUACGACUUCUUACAAAGUCUUAUAAACACAUUUUUGUAUGAAUUUGGAUUCAAUAUAACUACCGCCUAAAUCGGAACAAAAAGAAGUGGUUAAUAAAAGACUAUUUAAAUAAUUUUUAUAAAAUGUUUGUAGGUUUAGAUAUAUAACUGUUACUAAUUUAAAAAUAUUGUAUUAGCUUUAAUAAUUUUAAGACUUUUGUAUGUAAUCUAGAAACAGGUUGUAAAAAAUUUACGUAUACUUCGCAGGAAAAAAAUAUAAAAAAAUUGAAAUGAAUUUGAGGUCAAUGUUAGACGCUAUUGAAUGUAUUAUUGAAGUUUUGCCUAUUUGUAUUAGUCCAAUUACAGAAUUUAUUUUAUACAGGGUCGUCCAAUUUUAGAUAUAUACGUUAAUAGAAAAAAUAUGAGCUGGGAUUUGCGGAAUAUAAAAUUUAUAAUAUGAAUUAUUUUAUUUCGAAAAAAUAUUAUAAAUAAAUAUUUACAGUAGGGAUAUACUAUUUUUAUUCAGAAAUAAUUAACAGAGUUAUGAAUAGGUAACAAAAUAAAAAAUUGUAUCCAUUAUAAUUUGACAGAGUACGAUGAAAACAACAUACAUCUGAUUGAACUUAUACUUACAUUCUUUAUUUCCUGCAGUUUAUCCUAUUUAACUUGGACCACCCUGUAUAUACCAAGUGAAAAAAUUAAAAUAUUCAAACCAACUCAAGUUUAGUUACAUAUUCCCUUAUUUUUUGACAAAAUAGAAUCUCAUAAUUAUUUUAAAAAUUCGUAUUUUAUAGUACUUAAUUCUUUUCACACAAAAAUGUACCUAUUACUUGAACUCCUGGACAGGAUUAUUUACCAAGUAGUUCUAAUAGCCCUUAUGUAUAAACAUAAACAACAAUUUAUAAUUCAGUUUUAUUGAAUUACAAGAUGAGAAAAAAUUAAUCAAUGCUUUUUAAUAAUGAUGGAAUAAAAACUAUUUUAAUACAACAAUGACUGUAACAAGAUAUGCCUAGUUAGAGGCUUUAUAUUCAUAACAUUUUUACUUAAACAAUAACGACGAUAAAUACAUUUUACUGUACUUGAAUAUUUAUUAAUGAUAAAGUGUUCAAGAAACUUGAAUAUUUUAAAAGAAAAUAUUUUAGGUCAACCUGUAAAUGUAGACAUGCAAAAUCCACCAAUAAUGUACAUAUACAACAAUUAUUGUUAUAUACUCUAAAAACACCCUUAAUAACUAUUAUUAUGUCUAGUUUUGGUAUUUUCAUCCCUUCGAGAAUCCAAAUUUAUUACUUAUGGUGCUAUAUUUUUUCUUUAAAGUUAGUUGGUGAUAAUUUAGUUGUUUUUUUUUAUUUUUGUAUAUAAAAACAAUCUCUGCAGAAAUGUUUAAAAAAUAUUUUAUAGCUAUUCUGCUCUUUAAGAAAUUAACACAGAACUGAUUAACUUUAGUUUGUAUAUUGUAGAUACGAUCGAGUUCUUCACUAAUGCUUGUUUUUUUUUAUUAUUUUGUUAAAAUUUGUUGUUAGAUUUAUGUAUAUCGCCUUGUAAAAUAAAGAGAUAAUUCUUGCCAACUGUUGUUUUACUUUUUUGUAGAUAAUGUAUGGUAAAAAACAGGAAAAUGUUUAUACCCAUAGAGGUAUCAAUAUUGUGCAAAUUUUUAAAUGCUGAUGUUUCACAAGCCUUAAGCCCCAUCUACACAUGACGUUUUACCUGUCAAUUUAAUCUGUUCAGUCAAAAAGUUUCAAGUAAAAUAUUGUGUGUGGACUUCAAGGAUAAGUAAACUCGCUUCAUUUUUGUUGAAGACACGUCAGCGACAUUCGACUAUCUGAUUAUCUUUGUCUUUGACUUUGACU